AUGGCUGAGCCGCGCACCGCGUCCCCGCGCCGCCCGCCCGCGCUGCGCCGGCCCCGGCUUCUGCCGUCGUUGCUGCCGCUGCCGCCGCUACUGCUGCUGCUGCUGUUGCCGCUGCCUGCUCCAAGCCUGGGUCUGGGCCAUUCUGCUGAACUGGCAUUUUCUGUGGAGCCAAAUGAUGAUAUUGCAAACCCCGGACAGCCCGUAGUGCUAGGCUGCAAAGUGGAGGGCACCCCUCCAGUGCAAGUCUCCUGGAGGAAGAAUGGAGCAGAGCUGCCAGAGGGCACCCACACCACCCUGCUGGCCAAUGGCUCCUUGCUGAUCCACCACUUCAGGCUGGAGCAAGGAGGUAGCCCUUCAGACGAGGGUGACUAUGAAUGUGUGGCUCAGAACCGCUUUGGGCUGCUGGUCAGUCGGAAGGCUCGCAUCCAGGCUGCAACUAUGUCCGACUUCCACGUGCACCCCCAGGCCGUCGUGGGUGAGGAGGGUGGUGUGGCCCGCUUCCAGUGCCAAAUCCAUGGGCUUCCCAAGCCCCUGAUCACAUGGGAGAAGAACAGAGUCCCCAUUGACACGGACAACGAGAGGUACACAUUACUGCCCAAGGGGGUCCUGCAGAUAACAGGACUUCGAACUGAGGAUAGCGGUGUCUUCCAUUGUGUGGCCUCAAACAUUGCUAGUGUGCGGGUCAGCCAUGGGGCCAGGCUCACCGUGUCAGGCUCAGGCCCUGGAACCUACAAGGAGCCCACCAUCCUUGUGGGGCCUGAGAACCUCACCCUGACAGUGCACCAGACUGCAGUGCUGGAGUGUGUCGCCACGGGCAACCCGCGCCCCAUUGUAUCCUGGAGCCGCCUGGACGGCCGCCCCAUUGGAGUGGAGGGCAUCCAGGUGCUAGGCACAGGGAACCUCAUCAUCUCGGAUGUGACCGUCCAGCAUUCAGGUGUCUAUGUCUGUGCAGCCAACAGGCCUGGCACCCGGGUGAGGAGGACAGCCCAGGGUCGGCUGGUGGUACAAGCUCCAGCAGAGUUUGUCCAGCAUCCUCAGUCCAUCUCGAGGCCUGCUGGGACCACGGCCAUGUUCACCUGCCAAGCUCAGGGUGAGCCACCGCCUCAUGUCACAUGGCUGAAGAAUGGACAAGUGCUGGGGGCAGGAGGUCAUGUCAGGCUCAAGAACAAUAACAGCACAUUGAGCAUUUCUGGAGUCGGUCCUGAAGACGAAGCCAUCUACCAAUGUGUGGCUGAGAACAUUGCUGGCUCUUCACAAGCCAGCGCCAGGCUGACCGUGCUGUGGGCUGAGGGGUUGCCAGGCCCCCCACGCGAUGUCCGUGCUGUUUCUGUGUCCUCCACUGAGGUUCGAGUGUCCUGGAGUGAGCCCCUGGCCCAUACCAAGGAGAUCAUUGGCUAUGUCUUGCACAUCAGGAAGGCUGCCGACUCACCCAAGCUGGAGUACCAGGAAGCUGUGAGCAAGAGCACCUUUCAGCACCUGGUGAGAGACCUCGAGCCCUCCACAGCCUACAGCUUCUACAUCAAAGCCUACACACCGCGGGGGGCCAGUCUAGCCUCUGUCCCCACCCUGGCCAGCACCCUGGGUGAAGCCCCUGUCCCGCCCCCAUUAUCUGUGCGGCUGCUGGGCAGCUCCUCUCUACAGCUGCUGUGGAAGCCCUGGCCAAGGCUGGCCCAACACAACGGAGGCUUCAAGCUGUUUUACCGCCCAGCCAGCACAGCCUCCUUCACCGGCCCCAUCUUGCUCCCUGGAACCGUCUCCUCUUACAACCUCAGCCAGCUUGACCCCAGCACCGUGUACGAGGUGAAGCUCCUCGCCUACAACCAGCAUGGAGAUGGGAACGCUACGGUCCGAUUUGUGUCUUUGAGGGGAGCCUCUGAGAGAACAGCCCUGACUCCCCUGUGUGACUGCCGGGAGGAAGACGUCACCAACCAUACAUCCACUACAGGCAUUGUUAUCGGCAUCCACAUUGGAGUCACCUGCAUCAUCUUCUGUGUCCUCUUCCUUCUGUUUGGCCAGAGGGGCAGGGUCCUCCUGUGUAAGGAUGUGGAAAACCAGCUCUCCCCUCCCCAGGGUCCCCGGAGCCAGAGGGACCCUGGUAUCUUGGCCCUGAAUGGAGUGAGCCGAGGAGAAGGGGGACAGCCAGACCGAGAUGAAAAGCAUGUGGAUGCCAAGGAAUUGGAGCAGCUGUUCCCCACCACUGGGUCAGCUGGGCAGCCAGGCUCCAGGCCCACGGAUCCAGCAGCUCCUGCUCCGUGUGAGGAGAUCCAGCUCUCCAUGGUGCAGCUUCAAGGCUUUAACCUUGUAGCAGGGAGGACAACUGAGGCCACGUCCCCCUGUGCAGGGCCUGGGCCUGUCCCAGCACCCCAGGAUGUAGACCCUGGCCUCCUCAGUGAAGGACAGACCGCCCAGCCUCCAGCUGUCCCAGGUCCCCAGUGA
Molecule: messenger RNA, 2436 nt
Organism: Grammomys surdaster
Lineage: Eukaryota; Metazoa; Chordata; Mammalia; Rodentia; Muridae
Gene: Igdcc3
Product: immunoglobulin superfamily DCC subclass member 3
Exons: 14
Coding region: 1-2436 (811 amino acids)
Biological process (GO): cell-cell adhesion; axon guidance
Cellular component (GO): plasma membrane; axon
Molecular function (GO): protein binding
Source: RefSeq, a predicted model, not a curated record